Messenger RNA from Colletotrichum gloeosporioides, 258 nucleotides. RefSeq lists its product as uncharacterized. The coding region runs from base 1 to 258 and encodes 85 amino acids. The record is from RefSeq and is a predicted model, not a curated record. The transcript is spliced from 2 exons. NCBI's taxonomy places the organism in Eukaryota, Fungi, Ascomycota, Sordariomycetes, Glomerellales, Glomerellaceae.
AUGUACGGGAACCUCACCCGUGCUGGCGAAUUCCCCUCUCAUUACACCGACGAGGGUUUGCCGUUUGAAAAUCGCAAAAGCACAAUUGUAGCCGUCAUUUCGUCUGGCUUGGUUGUGGCUUGGUUUUGCGUCGGCCUAAGAAUAUUUGUCAGAGUACGGAUCGUACGAGCACCUGGAUGGGAUGAUGCCGUCGUUUUGCUAGCAUUGGUACGGGUUCUAUUCAAUAAUGUCGAUGACGGGUUGCUGACUACUACGUAG